Suillus clintonianus is the source of this 1391-nucleotide messenger RNA. RefSeq lists its product as uncharacterized. The coding region runs from base 224 to 1090 and encodes 288 amino acids. The transcript has 9 exons. Lineage: Eukaryota; Fungi; Basidiomycota; Agaricomycetes; Boletales; Suillaceae. Gene Ontology annotation, biological process: carbohydrate metabolic process; N-acetylneuraminate catabolic process; N-acetylglucosamine catabolic process. The record is from RefSeq and is a predicted model, not a curated record. Gene Ontology annotation, molecular function: glucosamine-6-phosphate deaminase activity; identical protein binding. Gene Ontology annotation, cellular component: cytoplasm.
UGAGCACAUGGUCAAGACACUGCCAGAUCAUGCUAGUGAAUGCGAAGCCUUCCAGAUUCACCUAAUCCCCGGAAUGAAGCCCAGUCCAGAACACCACGGGCACAAGGAUAAAAGCAUACUUUGAACUAUUGGAGUUCAUACAGACACCUUGUUGGAAUCCAGCUCCUGCCCACUGAAUAUUCCUUCCCCCUCUUUGUAUCACUAGCACUGUACAUAGAUUGCUAUGCGUCUAAUCAUCCGCGACGACCCUGCCGCUGUCGGCGACUACGUCGCCAACUACAUUGCCAAACGCAUCAAUGACUUUGCCCCGACCGCUAGCAACCCUUUCGUACUCGGUCUCCCAACCGGCUCCUCUCCUAUUCCAACUUACAAAGCCCUCAUCAACAAAGUCAAGGAGGGCAGCUUAUCAUUCAAGCAUGUCGUCACUUUCAAUAUGGACGAGUAUGUCGGCAUUCCUCGCGACCACUCAGAGUCCUACCACACAUUCAUGUUCCGCGAAUUUUUCUCCCAUAUCGAUAUUCCCCCUUCCCAAGUCAAUUUACUGGACGGGAAUGCCGAAGACUUGAUCGCGGAAUGCAACGCAUACGAGUCCCGCAUUAAGCAGGCCGGUGGUAUCGAGCUCUUCCUGGGUGGUAUCGGCGAAGAUGGUCAUAUCGCAUUCAACGAGCCUGGCUCGUCCCUCGCCUCCCGGACCCGCAUCAAGACACUCGCUUACGACACCAUCCUCGCCAACGCCCGCUUCUUUAAUAACAAUGUUGCCGCUGUCCCCCGCAUGGCCCUCACAGUCGGUGUUGCCACAGUGCUUGAAGCAAGGGAAGUCGUGGUUGUGGUCACGGGCCAGAGGAAGAGCUUGGCUCUUAGCAAGGCUAUUGAGGACGGCGUAAACCAUCUUUGGACUCUCUCGGCGUUACAGCUCCACCCUUGGGCGUUGAUUGUAGUCGAUGAAGAUGCUACAGCUGAGCUGCACGUCAAAACAGUCAAAUAUUUCAAGUCGAUUGAACGUGUGCAAGAUGAGGUGGAGCAACGGCAGGCAGAAUUGAAGGCGAGAGGCAGGGAAGAGCAUCAGGGGCAGGUCGGCAGUAUGGAGUGAUGUUGUCUGAAUCAGCAAAACCCUAACUUAGUCGUAGUACCGUAGCCGAGCAUAGCCGUUCGUACUACUACUCAUCUGCAAAACCGGUGAUGUGUUACCUGUUCCAACUCGGGGCUUUUACGCUUAAUGGCUCUCAGUUACCAGCAGUAUACCGUAAAUUAUAACCGAGAGACCCCGGAAACGUCCGGAACGGUCCGUCUAUGUUAUUCCCUUAUUAUACAUUGCCCUGCUUAUGUACUCCACCCCUGUUUAUGCUUUACAGUAGAGUUUUUCUCCUGUAAAAAUCAGAUUUCAGUUCCCU